UAAAGUUUAAAUAACAAAAAAGUAAAAAACAAAUUUGAAAUAAAAUUACAAAUCUAUUAAAAAUCUCAUCUCAAACAAAUACAGGGGAGAAUACCAACCUCUUGUUUUCCACCUGUCCAUUUAUUUGCUUGGACAAAAUCUGCCGACAAUCAAGCAAUGUCUCUCGAAAUAACUCGCAUCAUGUUUCAAAACUUUCACAAUCUUUAAAUUUAAUGGUGUUGGAGAAGAUUUGUUACUAAAGAUAGCUUCCAUAACACCCUCCAUUCUUCCUUGCAUGGAGUUCCUAUAACCAAACCUUUGGCCAAAAACCAAAGUUUACCCAAAAACCUCCAAAUAUGAAACCCAUAUGUUGCUUUCUUUUCCUCUCCAUCUUCAUCUUCAUCUUCUCAUCUCCAUCAUCAUCAAUCCCAUUAAACAACGCCUUCACCGCUGCAAUCACCCGCCGCCACCUGAGCGAUACUCCAAAAGAAAUAGAUCCGCCACCGGAUGAUGAUCUAGCUUGUGAGAUUGAGACUGAUGCCCGUUUAAAUUUCCCUAAUCCCAGGCUUAAAAAAGCUUACUGCGUCCUUCAACAAUGGAAGAAGGUAAUCUAUUCCGACCCGGAAAACAUGUUGAGUAACUGGGAAGGUGCAGAUGUUUGUUCUUAUAAAGGUGUGUUUUGUGAAAAAGCUCUCGAUGAUCCAAAUGUAGUUACAGUCGCCGGAAUCGAUCUUAACCAUGGCGACAUCGCCGGCCAACUUAUUUGUCUUCUUGGGCUGUUAACCGAUCUUGCUAUCUUCCAUAUAAAUUCGAACAGGUUUUGUGGGACUAUUCCGACGAGCUUUUCCAGGCUUACGAUCUUACACGAGUUUGACAUUAGCAACAACAGAUUCGUGGGUCCGUUUCCUAAUGUUGUUCUUGAAAUGCCGAAACUGAAAUAUCUUGAUAUUAGAUUUAAUGAUUUCGAAGGUGGGUUACCUCCCGAACUCUUUGAUAAAGAUCUCGACGCCAUUUUCUUGAACGAUAAUCGAUUCACGUCAACAAUCCCGGAAAACAUCGGGAAUUCUAACGCUUCUGUGAUCGUAUUUGCGGAUAAUGAUUUCAAAGGAUGCAUUCCGAAGAGCAUUGGUCAGAUGACUAGUUUGGAUGAAGUUAUCUUCGCGAAUAAUGAGCUUUCUGGAUGUGUACCUGAGGAAUUAACGAUGCUUGAAAACAUUAAAGUGUUGGAUUUGAGUAAUAAUAACUUUGUAGGAACACUUCCGAAUGGUUUUGAAAGAUUGAAGAAUGUUGAAAGUAUUGAUAUCGGACGUAAUGAGUUGAUCGGAAAGGUGGUGGAAAGUGUUUGUACGUUGCCGAAACUGAUGAAUUUUUCGUUUUCUAAGAACUUCUUUGAUGGGCUUGAACCGAAAUGUGAAAAACCGAUGAAAGCUGAGCUUGUUUUGGAUGAUCGAGAGAAUUGUUUGCCGAAGAAACCGAAUCAGAAAACUGAGCAGAAGUGUUCGCCGGUGGUGAAUCAACCGAUUGAUUGUAAAUCUUUAGGGUGUAAAAAGCCAUCAAGAACAAGCGAUGAGGAGUCUAAAAAGAGGAAACCACGACGCCGGUCACCGCCACCGCCACCACCGGUUCAAUCUCCUCCUCCUCCUCCACCAGUUCAAUCCCCACCGCCACCUGUAUUCUCUCCACCACCUCCAGUGCCUUCUCCCCCUCCACCAACACCAUCCCCGCCACCACCGUCUCCACCACCUCCAGUCUUGUCUCCACCCCCACCACCACCGCCUGUCCCAUCUCCUCCCCCACCAAGCUUCAACGACGUUGAUAUUCCACAAUAUAUUGGUUCACGUUACCCAUCACCACCACCACCGGUGCACCCCGGAUAUUAGAGGCUAGAUCACAUUAGAGGUUAAUUUUGUACAUGUUUACCAACAUUGUUAGUAAAAGAAGAACCAUGUGUACACUAACUUUGGUUAAGACUUAAGAUACAUACUAACUAGAAGUUCAAGGAAUUGAUCAUAUGGCUACCUGUGUUUUCGUUCUUUUUGUAAGAGACAAAAAAGACAUGGGUUGGCCAUUGAGAUAUCCACAAGAAUAUGAACAAGUUGUAUUCACUUGUUAUUUUUUUAAUUGUUUCACUAAUCAGAUUCAGUGUUAAAUUUCUAGAGUUGUAACAUUUAUUUACACAA
Messenger RNA from Lactuca sativa (garden lettuce), 2159 nucleotides. RefSeq names its product pollen-specific leucine-rich repeat extensin-like protein 1. The record is from RefSeq and is a predicted model, not a curated record. Lineage: Eukaryota; Viridiplantae; Streptophyta; Magnoliopsida; Asterales; Asteraceae. Gene Ontology annotation, molecular function: protein binding.